UCUCUGCGGCUACAAGUCAGGCAUUUUCAUUCGACUGCAGUCUCUCGGAUUUUCGUCGCGGAUGGUGCGUUGAAUAUCGUCGUCGUUUGGUCCGAUUAUCGGAAAUAUCAGUGUCAAAAUUGUAUAAAGAUGAUCGCCAAGCUCUAGCGAACAGUUAGUGGAUGAAGAUUGUGUCGAAAGUACGCUUUGAAGUGCGUUUCGCAAUCAAUACGAAAAAGUGGCAAGCCCUUGUGAAUGUUUUGAGGUGAAAAUUGUGUUCUGCCGCAGAAGACAGCAGCAGCUGUAUCAUCAAACGGAUUAUCGUGCUAAAAAUAGUUAUUUAAUCCAUAUCGGUAAAUCUGGCAUCCGCUGCUGAAAUCAAUUGAGGAAAACAGCAUCGAAAAGAAGAUAAACGAGUGUAAAGUAAACCAUUCUGCAGAAAGGAGCUGUGUCUACAUCCUAGUUAAAGCGUGAAAGAGCUCUCGUGUGCCAAGAGGGAAUAAAAAUAGGCAAGUGUUUAUUCUGCAAGUUGCUGUAAAAAAAAAACGCUGUGUUUGUGUGCAAUUAGCGCUUGUCUGGGGCUGUUGAGUUUGUUUGGUGGCGAUGGAUGAGCUAUCGGAGGCAGAGCUGCGUUAUUACAAUGACCUGUUCAAGAUCUGCAGCGAGUCGUCGGAUGGCAGCGGGAAGAUCCCAGCUCUGAAGGCGACAUCACUCUUCCGAUCUGCCAAUCUAUCCAAUGAAGUUAUUAACAAGAUAACUUCCCUAGUUGGGAUUCCACAAACUGCGCUUCAUCUAUCCCGACAACAGUUCUACGGAUGCCUAAAGCUAAUAGCGGCCUAUCAAGCGUCGGUACCUCUCCGGGAGGAGAUACUAACGUCUACAAUGAACCUCCCACUACCACAAUUUAGUUGGAUAGACUCACCGACCGGACUUCCCCCUUCGAUCGGAGGUGCAUCUUCAACCGAUAUAAUAAACUCUUCCAGUGCCAUGACCGAGCGAAACGGAUACAAGGAAGUAAAAAAUAGUAGGGAUCUUAUCGAGUUGACGGCCGCCAGCAGCGGUAGCUCUCGAGAGCGAGUGGAUGCGGCCUCGAACAGUGGUGAUAUGACCAACUCGGAUCAACCGAGCACCGAUUCCGAAGUGGAACCUAACGAUGAUUCCAUGUUGCGAUCAGCCGAACGACACCAUGCGGGUGGUGGAGCAAAAAGCCAUGGUGGAAGCAAAACGUCAAGAGGAGCCGUCGGCGGAAAUAGCAGUGGCGUCGGCGGAUCUCCCGAAGCAUGGAGCACUGCUAGUGAUAGUCCAACGCCAACUAACAGUGUGGCGGAAAGGCCUUGGGCAAACCAGAACCUCUGGCAGGGGCUGGUCUGCGAGGAACAACGGCAGCUAUUGGGAACGGAAGAGGAGUCUUCCGAUCGACACAGCAGUGAUGAGGAUCAAGAAGUCGAUCUGGAGUAUUUUUACCAGAUUUCGCAAACGCAGAAAGAGUACUAUUUGAAGCAGUUUCGUACUAUACAGCCCGAUGUUCACGGGUUGGUCAGUGGACAAGUAGCCAGAGUAUUUUUCGAAAAAUCCCGCAUUCCAAUUGAAGAGCUUCGUCACAUUUGGCAAAUGUGUGACGUGACGCGUGACGGAGCUCUGAACCUAGCAGAAUUUACGGCGGCUAUGCACUUGGUUGUCCUACGGCGGAACAAUAUCCCGGUUCCAGCCACGCUUCCACCUUGCUUGAUGCCCACGCUGUUGCAAAAUUCUUUAUUUACCGGUAGCGGAGGAAGUGGAGCACUGCAAAAUCAGCUCAGUGGUGGAUCAGCCGGAGGUGUUAGCACGGGGAGUACGACGGGAACGGACAAGGACAGAACGGAUCCGGAGGAAGCUGAUUUGUUGCACUUGGAAAGCGACGAUAACACAGAUAGUCAGAGUAGAGCGAACCCGGAGGCCAAGGAUUAUCAGCGUAUUAUUUCUCACCCUGAACCUCUGAAGCUGGCUCAUCAGUCUUCUAGUAAUAACACAACAUUGGUCUCAGUCGGCGGAACGGAUAGUCCACCGACGGUAACUUCUACAACAGGCAGCUCGAAGAUAAUCAACAUGGCUAGCGGAAGAAAGACGCCUACGAGCUUGGUGUCACCUCCAAACAAUCAGCCCAAGCAGAAGCCCUCGAACGAACUUCCGGCUACGCCUCCUAAUGCUUUAAGUAAUAAUAAGGAUUGGAAUUCGGCUAGCAAAGAGUGGACCAAAUUCACCGAAUCUCCUACUUCUAACGUGUCUAGUCCAGGACCUAAACCGGUCAACUUCGAUAUGCAGCGUACAACGCAGGCAAUAGUGUCCGACCCUCAAAUUCUACACCCCGUACCAUUACGCGUUACUCCCGUUGGCGCAGAAGCAGCUGACAAUAGUAAUCUAGUCUUCAGUGAUGUGACUGUCGGGAGUGGCGGCAUUCUUAUAGUGCAACGGGAUGACUCCAGUCCAAAGCAGCUACAAGCGCAAAUUGUGCAGCAACUACCGCAGCCGGUAGCGCAUCCAAAUCAACGAGAUUCACUAACGAGUAGUGAUCUAAGAGCGAUUCAGCGACCCCAGCCGAAGAAGCCUCCCUCGAAGGGUGUCGGAGCCAUCCCUCCCCCGCCUCAGCGGGAACCCAGCGUUACUUCAUCGUCCGGUGGUACCGCCGCUGGUGUAGAUUCAAUGGCGACAUCCCUCGAUACAGCAACGUUCAACAGUGUCAUCAACAGUACGGCCGGCCAUACAGUGGUUGUCAGUACCGUUGCAAACAGUGCCAGUAAAAAAGACCAACCUCCUCCACCGUUGCCACCGCCACGCCCAUCGCAGCAUCGACACACGCGCAGCAGUAGUCUAGAUCUGAACAAGUUGAAGAUGAACAACGCCACCAAGCAGCAGAUAGAGGAUCAAAUGCGCAUGCCACCGCCGCCGGAAGUGCCACCGCGUGUUACGCCAACCGCUGAACAUCCUGCAGCACCCGGGUUCGCAGACUUUGCACACUUUCCAAAUGCGCCCUCUGCGGACGAAAGAAAGGUUUCCGCGGAAGGCAACGUUACAACCAUCCAUUUGGACGCCAGUGGCAAUAUGACUACGGCACCACCCCAGCAUACAACCCCUCGUGGCAGCCUGUCCAGCUCUUGGUUUAUUGUUAGUGGCCCGAGUGCUUUCGAAGUGUACCGCAAACCCCAGCAGCAGUCGCACUCUCGAGGAUCAGAAUCGCCUCCACAACCCCCGCCGUUGGUGGCAUCGCGAAGCGUCGAAUCUUCUUCGCUGGAUUACGAGAAACGUAUCUCGGCACUCAGCGACAACCUGCGGCAAGUGCGAUUCAAAAACAGCGAAGUGACCAACGGCCCUGAUGUUUUGAAGCACCUGAAGGAACAGAACCUUCUUCUGUUGAGGAUAUGCAGCGACCUCAGUGAGGAGCUACUACAGAUCCAACAGAAGCGCGAGGAUAUCCGGAUAAAGAUUGAACUGCAGGAACAGAAUCUUGGUGCCAGCAGUAUUGCCAACAGCGGUCAACAGCAGCAGACAGCGAAUGGCGGGGCUGCAUCUUCUGUGAAUCAUCUCACUUGAGAACAGCUUCAUCGUUAAUAGUUGUUGAUUAGGUACUAAGCCGAAAGUAUGAAAACUCAAAGUGGUGUAAUUAUAUCCAUUGAUCAUGCGCUGUGGUUCCCUACUUGAGAUACACACGACACACAAUGUUUGAUGCUCCCCUCUAAUGAUAAUAUCCUUCGCUUCGUAGAGAAUAAAAUCAAACGCGCGAUCCGUACAACUCGAAAACAGGAAACUUUUAAUCAUUGUUAGUAAAGACAAAUAAAACUAUUGUAGAGAAAGAUGGCAACAAGAUUUUUAAAAUCGACUAUCGUAACAAAACUGGGCUAAAAGUCGUUCACGUAGGGUAAGAUGAGAGAAAAUGAAGAACUACAAAGCUGGAUACGUGUCACAAUGUGCAUGUAACUGAACGGGGACUCAUAGACAAUGUGUUUUAUUGUGUGAAAAUAUUUGUUUUAUAUCUGAUUAUAUUUAAGACACGAAGAUAUAUACAUAUUAAAUUUUAUGAGUAUAUAUAUUAAAGCAUGUAUAAUCUGUUUCAAUGAAUCUUAUGAAACCUGUACGCUCGAUCCUACGCAUUUUGUCCGAUGUCAAAUAAUUGGUUGAUCUGUUUGUACACAAAAUAGGAUAUAAAAAUACAGAACAAUGCUUGUACCACUGGAAA
Messenger RNA from Armigeres subalbatus, 4189 nucleotides. RefSeq names its product ralBP1-associated Eps domain-containing protein 1 (gene Reps). Bases 583 to 3546 code for a protein of 987 amino acids. The record is from RefSeq and is a predicted model, not a curated record. Gene Ontology annotation, biological process: endosomal transport; clathrin-dependent synaptic vesicle endocytosis. Gene Ontology annotation, molecular function: protein binding; molecular adaptor activity; calcium ion binding. Gene Ontology annotation, cellular component: presynaptic membrane; cytoplasm; intracellular vesicle. Lineage: Eukaryota; Metazoa; Arthropoda; Insecta; Diptera; Culicidae. The transcript is spliced from 7 exons.